Messenger RNA from Daldinia decipiens, 4951 nucleotides. RefSeq lists its product as uncharacterized. The record is from RefSeq and is a predicted model, not a curated record. Gene Ontology annotation, biological process: siRNA processing. Gene Ontology annotation, cellular component: RISC complex; nucleus; cytoplasm. Gene Ontology annotation, molecular function: ATP binding; DNA binding; RNA binding. Bases 259 to 4812 code for a protein of 1517 amino acids. Lineage: Eukaryota; Fungi; Ascomycota; Sordariomycetes; Xylariales; Hypoxylaceae. The transcript is spliced from 5 exons.
CCUACCUAGGUACCUAACCUACCUUCUUCAAUUAUUUCAUUCGCUAGAGCUGCUUCCGUAAAUAAAUAAAAGAGGAAAUCACGAUUUACAUCGAAGCCAGUUACUUGUGGUUCGUCGCAAUCUUUUCCGUAGUCCUUCUCCUUUACCACACAAGCACACCUCCUUAACAUCCCCCGUUACUACACCACAAAGAUUAUUGUGUAGAUUAUUCUACAAAUACCGAACCCUUAAGCCUUGUUACUUAAUACUCAUAGCAGCAUGUCUUCGUCGGACUCUGGGGCUGACUCUGGCUCAGAAGAUGAUAACCCUUCCCCUUCAGUUACUCAACCCAAAACGAAGGCUAAGGUGUUUGACAACUUGCAGUUUUCCCAGUUCAUGAGAGAUCACCAGGAAAAAAUCUACAGCUCUAUACCAAGCUCAGUUACCAGGGACGAAGAUAAAUCUACCAAUUCGCUUGUGAGAGAGGCAGAGAGCGAAAGGAUUAUCUCAAGUCCAAGGGAAUAUCAAACCGAAUUAUUUGAGAGGGCCAAGCAGAAAAACAUAAUCGCCGUUCUAGAUACUGGAACCGGAAAGACGCUUAUCGCCGCUCUCCUCCUUCGUCAUACCGUCGAGCAGGAACUAGAAGACAGAAGCGCUGGCAAACCGCCAAGGAUAUCUUUCUUUUUAGUUGAUAAAGUUGCCCUAGUGCUUCAACAAUAUGAAGUUCUCAAGGCAAACCUGGACCAUUCUGUCCAGCGAUUUCAUGGUGACCACGGGGGCUCUAUCCUAAAUUACGACUUCUGGAAGCAGAAGAUCGAGGAAAGUAUGGUUAUAGUUUGCACCGCCGAUAUACUUCUCUCGUGCCUUCAUCACUCCUUCGUUAAGAUGGAAGGCAUUAACCUUUUAAUAUUUGAUGAGGCCCACCAUACCAAGAAGAACCAUCCGUAUGCCAGGAUCAUCAAAGACUUUUAUGCACCAUUAGAGCGAGAACAGCAGCGGCAACCCCGAAUCCUAGGUAUGACCGCAUCACCCGUCGAUGCAAAAACGGAUCCAACGUCUGCUGCCGCGAAAUUAGAGGGGCUUCUGCAUAGCGAGAUAGCGACUGUGGCGGAUGUUUCAGUCUUCACGAAGUCUUCGAUCAACCGACCUAUCGAGGAUUUCAUCGAGUUCAGCGUGGCCCCAGAGCCCUUUGAGACGCCACUUUGGCACAAGCUACAUAAGUUGGUCGGACACAACGAUGCUCUAAGAAAGCUAUUCGUCUAUUCCAGGGAUUGUACUGCAGAGAUGGGUCGCUGGUGCGCAGACUGGGUCUGGAAAAUAUGCUUGACCGAACAGGAAGCUCAUAAGCUGGAAGCGAAGACGGAGAGGAAUUUCAUGUCUAGCAAAACGCAUCUCCCUAUAGCCGCUCUCGACGCCGAGAUAUUAGCUGUCCGAGACGCCUAUAAGAUAGUAGCUAGCCAUUCAUUUCCCCAACCUCAGCGGAACCCCUUUUAUCUAUCCGACAAAGUCGAAGCCCUUAUUGGAGCCCUCCGGAAGCAUUUAGAUCCACUUAAGGAUAAGUGUAUCGUAUUCGUAGAACAACGCCUUACUGCGUUAUUGUUGGCAGAUCUUGUGAAGCAGUCGAGCUUCAACAUGCCUGAGAUCAAGGCCGGCGUACUGUUAGGAGCGGGUAGCAACACUGGCGACUUGGGAAUGACUUUGAAGGAGCAAUUUGUGACCAUGCACCAAUUCAGAAACGGCGAUCUAAAUUGUAUCUUUGCCACCAGCGUUGGCGAAGAAGGCAUUGACAUGCCCGAUUGCAAUAUUAUCAUUCGAUUUAAUCUUUGCAAGACGAUGAUUCAGUACAUUCAAUCGAGAGGCAGAGCUCGGCGCAAAAACUCCAAAUUCUUCCACAUGGUCGAAUACACCAAUUCCACUCAGUUACAGUCUAUCUUUGAGCACGAGGACAGCGAAGCAAGACUCCGCAGGUUUUACAAUACCCUGUCUGAAGACCGGCUCAUUACCGGAAACGAUUAUAAAAUUGACUAUUUCCUAUCUCAAGAGAGGAGCCACCGUGUCUACGUUGUGCCUUCAACCAAAGCCAAGUUGACAUAUAAAAGUAGUCUGGUAAUCCUAGCCAACUUCGUCUCAACGCUACCGCGUCCCUUGGAUACUAUCUAUACUCCGGAUUAUAUAAUAAGAGCCAUUGGCCGAGAAUUCGAAUGUGAGGUUCUCCUACCAGACACCUCUCCAAUCAAAGGUGCGCUUGGGCGACGCGCAGAUUCCAAGCAAGUUGCCAAGUGCUCCGCUGCUUUCGAGAUGUGUCUGCAAUUGAAGAAAAAGAAGUACCUUGACGAUUAUUUGCAAUCUACUUUUACUAAGAAGCUCCCGGCUAUGCGUAAUGCUCACUUGGCUAUCAGCUCGAAGAAGCGAUCUGAGUAUUCCAUGCGUAUAAAGCCUGAAAUCUGGGAUAAACGAGGCCGUCCAGAGAGCUUAUACGUGACGGUCCUAAAGCUAACCUCUCCAGAAGCAUUGGCGAGAUUUUCGAAACCGCUAGCUAUUCUCACGAGGUACCCACUUCCACGAACAGCCAAGUUUCCCCUAUUUUUCGAUCAUCAGCGUACCUCAGAUGUAGAAUGUAUACCUCUUCUACGUGCCUUGAAUACAACGCCAGAGGAGAUCGAUCAAGUCAAUGCCUUCACAAUUAAAGUGUUCGAUGACGUGUUCAGUAAAGAGUACCGUUCGGAACCGGAAAAAAUGCCUUACUUCUUUGCGCCCCUUAUACAUCCUCACAGCUUCAAUUUUGCUAGUGCAUCUGACGACGUUCGUGUCUUAAUUGACUGGGAGUGUCUUUCUAUGAUUCAAUGCGCAGCAAGAUCCCUUGAAUGGGAAAAUAAACCAGACGAGUUUUUCCAGGACAAGUUCGUCAUUGAUCCUCACGAUGGGUCACGUAAAUUCUAUACGGUUCGCCGCCGUCACGAUCUCAAGCCAACUGAUCUAGAGCCGCCGGGGAUUUCCAAGAACCAGACCGGUAAAAAAUCCACCCGGGAAGCACAGAACGACAUUUGGAAUUUUAGUAUCAGCUUGUGGUCAAAGUCGCGUUCUAAAUUGACAGUUCGGCAUGAACUACCUGUCGUUGAGGCCGAGUAUAUUCCACUACGACGGAAUCUUCUUGAUGAAUUGGACAAAUCCUAUGAUGUGGAACGAAAGUGUUUUCUUGUCUUUGAAACUUUGAAAUUCUCGCCUUUACCGGUUGAUGUGGUUGCCAUGACCUACAAUCUACCUGCGAUAAUAUAUCGACUCGAAACUAGUCUUAUAGUGCUAGAAGCUUGCAAGUCCCUAUCCCUAGACAUACGUCCCGACCUCGCCCUGGAGGCAAUGACUAAAGACAGUGAUAAUACCGAAGAACAUUCGGAAGAACAAAUAAAUCUUCAGCGAGGCAUGGGGACGAAUUACGAGCGUCUUGAAUUUCUUGGUGAUGCAUUCUUGAAGAUGAGCACAACAAUUGCCCUGUUCUCUCAGAUCCCCGAUAGCAACGAAUUCCAUUACCACGUCGAUCGCAUGCUACUAAUUUGUAACAAGAACCUCUUCAACAACGCGCUAGAUCUAGAGCUGCAAGAGUCGAUUCGAUCGCAGGGCUUCAGCCGACGGGCGUGGUAUCCGGACGGCCUCGAUCUACUGAGAGGCAAGCAGAAUACUAGCAUCAAGGGGAAGAAGGGUGUCAGGGAAAUUCAUACACUCGGAGACAAAUCAAUAGCUGAUGUUUGUGAGGCGCUCAUCGGGGCAGCAUAUCUGACUACCUAUGAACAGCACAGCUUUGACAUGGCCAUUCAGGCCGUUACUAAGUUCGUCAAUCACCAAAACCAUAAGAUGAUGACAUAUGGAGAUUAUUAUGCAGCAUAUAAUGUUCCGGAGUGGCAAAGCGCCGACGCCACGGCAGUUCAACGUGAAGUAGCCAGGAAGAUCGAAAAGAAGCUUGGCUAUAGAUUCACGUAUCCCCGCUUGCUACGCAGUGCAUUCAUGCACCCAUCGUAUGGUACCAUAUACGAGCGUAUCCCAAAUUAUCAGCGACUGGAGUUUCUCGGGGAUGCACUACUCGACAUGGUCUGUGUCGACUUUCUGUUCCAUCGGUAUCCAAGUGCGGAUCCCCAAUGGCUGACCGAGCACAAGAUGGCGAUGGUAUCAAAUCAAUUUCUUGGCUGCCUUUGUGUCUCCCUUGGGUUUCAGACACAUAUGGUGUCUAUGGAUAGCGAGGUACAAAGAGACGUUACGGAAUACGUAGCCGCUAUAACAGAAGCUCAGCGAGCAGCAGAAGAAGAAGCUGAAUCGGCCAAUCUUGGACGUGCUUCAUACGCAAAGAAUUUCUGGGUUGAGAUUCAGAGACCGCCCAAGGCACUCCCCGAUAUCGUGGAAGCAUACAUCGGCGCCCUCUUCGUCGAUAGCAAGUAUGAUUAUAGCCAGGUGCAACGAUUCUUCGACACGCACAUGCGGCCUUACUUCGAGGAUAUGCACAUUUACGAUACGUUCGCUAACCGACAUCCGGUCACCUUUCUAGCAAAUAUGCUGCUGCUGCACUUUCACUGCGCCAACUGGCGCCUCAUGGUACAGGAAAUCGCCAUUGAGGGUGAUCCGUUGGGCCAGGCGCAGGUACUCUGCGGCGUCAUGAUCCACGGUCAAGUCCGAGAGCACGCCAUCGCAGCUAGCGGCCGGUAUGCCAAGAUUGCGGCGGCUAAAAAGAUUAUGGACACACUACGGGAGAUGGACGUUGAUCAGUACAAGGAUAUGUAUGGAUGUCGCUGCUCGCCUGAGGAAGCUGAGGCUUCGGAUCCCCUCGCCGAAAUUACAGCUAUUUGAAAAUGAGAAGUUCAAGGGGAGUAAUAAUCUUCGGGUGUCUUUAGAAGCUAGCUUCUAGUUCGUAUGCUUGCUAUCCCAGGAUACAUGUAUAGUAAGCUUGAGUCGUAGCUUUUCUCUAAAUUCGACGAUUUCAGAUGAG